GCGGCAACGUGCAGCUGGAAGCGGGCGAGGAGGUGGUUCAGAAAAGCCACUGGCAGAAGAUCCGGACCAUGGUGAACCUGCCGGUCAUAAGCCCUUUCAAGAAACGCUACGCCUGGGUUCAGCUGGCGGGGCACACGGGGAGUUUCAAGGCGGCGGGCACAAGCGGGCUGAUCCUGAAGCGCAGCUCAGAGCCAGAGCGCUACUGCCUGGGGCGACUGAUGGCUGACGCGCUGCGCGGCUGCGUGCCUGCCUUCCAUGGCGUGGUGGAGCGCGACGGCGAAAGCUACCUGCAGUUGCAGGACCUGCUGGACGGCUUCGACGGGCCAUGCGUGCUUGACUGCAAAAUGGGUGUCAGGACUUACCUGGAGGAGGAGCUGACCAAGGCCCGCGAGCGGCCGAAGCUGCGGAAGGACAUGUACAAGAAAAUGCUGGCGGUAGAUCCGGCGGCGCCCACCGAGGAGGAGCACGCGCAGCGAGCUGUCACCAAGCCGCGCUACAUGCAGUGGCGGGAAGGCAUCAGCUCCAGCACCACGCUUGGCUUCCGCAUCGAGGGCAUCAAGAAAGCUGAUGGCUCCUGCAGCACCGACUUCAAGACCACGAGAAGCCGGGAGCAGGUGAUUCGCGUCUUUGAGGAGUUUGUACAAGGAGAUGCAGAAGUGCUGAAGAGGUAUCUGAACCGCCUGCAGCAGAUCCGGGACACCCUGGAGGUCUCCGAGUUCUUUCGCAGGCACGAGGUGAUCGGCAGCUCGCUUCUCUUCGUGCACGAUCACUGCCAUCGCGCGGGCGUGUGGCUCAUCGACUUUGGCAAGACCACGCCCCUCCCUGACGGCCAGAUCCUGGACCACCGGCGGCCCUGGGAGGAGGGCAACCGCGAGGACGGCUAUUUGCUGGGGCUGGACAAUCUCAUUGGCAUCCUGGCCAGCCUGGCCGAGAGAUGAGGCCGGGCCUCUGUACCAGCUUGGGCCCACCGGUCUGACAGAUGUGGACCUGCAGAUGGGUGCCCACCCUGCAUGCCAGAGAGAGACUGGAACCCGGCAGCGCAGUGCGGGGAGGUCAGGGCCCUGCCUGGCCAGGUGCCAACCACUAAGAGGGUGCACUGCAGAUGCCAGGGGUUGGUGCCCACAGUAUGUUCCCAGAGCCGAAUGACACUAAUCUACAGGAGAGGAGGGGACAAGGGGCUUCUUCCUCAGCACCUCUCCAGAGGGGGCCAAUAAUGAAUUUUAUUUCACAGGCCUAGACCUCUUGGUCUACCCUCCCACACUACAAUGGACUCCCCUUCCCAAUAAAAUUCAAAGACCCA
Molecule: messenger RNA, 1300 nt
Organism: Tupaia belangeri chinensis (Chinese tree shrew)
Lineage: Eukaryota; Metazoa; Chordata; Mammalia; Scandentia; Tupaiidae
Gene: ITPKA
Product: inositol-trisphosphate 3-kinase A
Biological process (GO): phosphatidylinositol phosphate biosynthetic process; inositol phosphate biosynthetic process
Cellular component (GO): nucleus; cytoplasm
Molecular function (GO): inositol hexakisphosphate kinase activity
Source: RefSeq, a predicted model, not a curated record